AUGAGCUCCACCAAGUAUCCUAGAGUGGCUCAGGGCUUUGCAAGGAGCGCAGAGGAGCACUCUGGGGUUCAUUGUAAGACCUUCGCUGUGGUGGAGUCCUUCAACCAGGUACAAAAAUCCCCCCAACUCCCAGAGGGAGAGUCUGUCCCAGAUUUUGAAGCGAAGCUACGCCCCAUCACUGCCCAACAGGGUGACAAUGCUGCAUUCAAGGCAAAUGUGACUGGGAAUCCUCAGCCCAGUGUGAGCUGGGAGCGAGCUAGUGGGUUCCCACUGUCUGUGGCAACAAAAUCUUCCCACGACAACAUUGACAAACAGCAUAUACUGAAGAUCAAAAAUCUGACCUUGGAGGAUGCCGAUGUCUACAAGUGCGCUGCCUCCAACAAGCACAGAGAUGCCGCCUUCUCCAUAUCGCUCAGUGUUACAGAAAACCCACCAAUGGACUUCAAAAAGAUGCUGAAGAAGCGGCAGGAGCACACGCAUGUUGUCUAAUACUAGCUGUGACACUCCUA
This is a messenger RNA of Oreochromis aureus, 509 nucleotides long. Its product is annotated as immunoglobulin superfamily member 22-like. Bases 1 to 489 code for a protein of 162 amino acids. The record is from RefSeq and is a predicted model, not a curated record. The transcript has 5 exons. Lineage: Eukaryota; Metazoa; Chordata; Actinopteri; Cichliformes; Cichlidae.